AUGGAGGAGGCAAAGAAUAUGGCUCUGCUCUUCUUUAUGGACCAUCUGAUGCAGAAAAAUGGACGGAGGACGAUUCAUGAUUUGAGUUGUCAGUUUGGGGCACGCGGGUUUAGUGAGGAAAUGAGAAAUGCCGUUGGAACUACUCAAGAGGGAUUGACUGAAUUUUUACAGGGUCACCCAUCUCUAUUCACUGUUGAAGGAGAUCAAGUAAUUCUGAACGGGCAUAACGAUCUAAAUGCCAAAAACAAUCCACUUCUUCAAUCCGGUGUUCGCAGUCGGAAUUACGAGAAAGAAGCUGUCGAUUUCUUCGUAACAAAACUCACCAAAUUCGGUCCAGAAUUGCAAAUCAAAUCUCUAUUGGGACAUCGUUCCCAAGCUGCUCCAGAAGUUCGUCUCGUUUCGGGACGUCAUCUGAAAGAGUUCUGCGAGUUUUUGCAAUCUCAAGUGGACUAUUUUGUUGUCGAAGGGGAUCGAGUCCGACUGAAAAAUAUGCCGGAGCCGGAUGAGAAUGCGAUUGAAAUGGAUGAUGAGGGGAGACCAUUGGCUGGAGUGAAAGCAAAACAAGCAGCUGUUGAAUAUUUGAAAUCAGUGCUGGAACAAAAUGAAGAUCAACCAAUUCCUUUGGAUAUCUUUUAUCAGAAUUUCUGUCAACGGUUCUCGCAUACAAUCCGACAGGACGUUGCAACUAAUCCGAAAGAACUUCUUCAAUUUCUGAAACUCAAUCGAGGACUCUUUUUCAUUCGGUCGAAUAAAGUAUCUCUUGUGAAGAAUCGUCCAAAUGAAGAAGGGUCGGAAAACGGAUCAGACGAAGGAGAUGAGACAAACAACAAUGGAAUGUUCCCACUUGAUCAGAGUUCUCUUACCAGAAUUCACUUUGUGAAAGCUUUGAAACCAGCUCAAGAUCUGAUUGCAAGGCUUUGGCAAGACAUAAAUAACAUGGAAAAGAAAGUUGUUGGAUUGGAUUUGAAGACUGUUACCGUAGGAGUCGACGGAGAAAUUUUCUUGUCUCUAGGAGUCAUUGCCACCACAUCUCAAAUCGGAAUUUUUGAUCUUGCUUCAAGUGACGUCAUAAUUUUAGAAUCUGGAUUCAAGGGAAUUUUGGAGAGUGAAAAAGUGGUCAAAGUGAUUCAUGAUGCACGACGAGUUGCUUCGUUGCUUGCCCACAAAUAUGCAGUUCACAUGAGAAAUGUUUUCGAUACUCAGGUAGCCCACUCUCUCCUCCAACAUGACAAAUUCGGAAAAUCUCUUCAUGAAAUGCGUCCAAUCUCUUUCAUCAAUUUACAACGUGUCUACUAUCCACAAUCCAUUAUGCUCAGCGAUGUAACUCCACGGAAAAUGAGUCAGAGUCCAAACUGGGGCGUUCGACCAAUCACCGAAGAGUUCCAACUGACAAUUGUAGAAGAAGCUCACUGUCUCCUUUCAGCUCUUUAUCAAGCACUUUCCAAUCUGAUUCCGGUGCAUUUACGUGGUCUUUUCGAAGACAAAUGCAUCGAGGUAAACCAUCCUGAGGUUCUCCUCGCAUCCCCCAAUCGUCCACCACCUCAACCAUUUAUCUCCUCUCCAUAUCGUGCCUCAACUCGCCGUGACGCAAGAAACGGCGGUUCCAUAAUGCAAUCCUUUUCACCAGCCCCCUAUGCAGCUGCUCCACGUCCACAGAUGUCGGAUGCAUGUACUCAAACAUUCUCCACGGGCGAUAUCGAAGUGCUCAAUGUAUUCUACGAGUAA
Messenger RNA from Caenorhabditis remanei, 1725 nucleotides. RefSeq lists its product as uncharacterized. Gene Ontology annotation, biological process: nucleobase-containing compound metabolic process. The record is from RefSeq and is a predicted model, not a curated record. NCBI's taxonomy places the organism in Eukaryota, Metazoa, Nematoda, Chromadorea, Rhabditida, Rhabditidae. Gene Ontology annotation, molecular function: 3'-5' exonuclease activity; nucleic acid binding. The coding region runs from base 1 to 1725 and encodes 574 amino acids. The transcript is spliced from 6 exons.